AUAGAUUGCUGGAGGCCCCAUACUGGACGUUCUGACGUCGUCGAGCAUCUGACCAAGUUACCUAUUCUAACGACUUUAAAGUUGGAUCUUAACAUGCUGUACUCAGCACAAUAGAGAUAUGUUGAAGUAGACUUACAUGCCAUUAUGUACCGAAACGUUAGACACAAAUCAGUUAAACAGAAGGUACCCGAAGACAGGAAAAGAAAAAAAGUGAAAGAUUCGUCGAAAUCAUUCAUUAAAAAUUUGAGCGAAGAACUUGGAACAUCUGAAAAAUGGCAAGAACUCGGACUAAGAAUUGGUUUUACCCAGUCUCAAAUGACCCAAAUAGAGACGAGCUACAGCGACGAUCAAUCGUUCUGUGCCCAAGUUAUGUUGAAAGACUGGCACAAUAUUGCCAAAGAGUUCCUAGAACAACCAGAGGCACAUAUACGUGAAAUCUUGAGACGAAUACCAAAGGACUCGCACGCAGCAUGUCAUCAACCAAAACUAGACGUUGAUCAAGGCAGCUAUCUCUGUGACGCAAUGAUACGAGCUAUUCAGGCCAUAUCAUUUGGUCCAACAACAGAAAAAUCGGUAACCCAUGCAGCUUAUAACAUUACCAACUGUAGCAAUGUGAUGAUCGGAACUGGAAAUACUAUGAUCACGGAGGGUUCUGACACUGACACUACACCUACAGAAUCACCAUCACCGAAAGAUCCAGAAGAAACGAUUGUACGAAGUUUGGAAACGAUUAUUGAGCGGCGUCCGGGUAAAUCAAACAAACUAAACUUACAAAAACUCGAAUCUGAGUUCCAAGACAUAUUAGUUGCUCAAAAUAUUGAUAAGCCAACGUUUCAGAGUUUUACAGGAAAAACACUUAUCAAGUUUCUGAAAGAACACAAAGACAGGUUUGAGCUAAAUCUUGUCGGAAGUCAGUACUCUGUAAAAUCCAUUACUAAACCAGCCAUGCCCAAAGUCAUUCCGAUAAAAACUCCGCAAUCUACUCCUACUGAAAGUACCCCUACCCCGAAUGUUUGCAUUGAAUCAGAUUCGGACGACGGUGAUAUGGUGGAUACAGAAAACAAAGUUGUUGAAUCCAAAACUAUCGUAACUGAUGUUGGAUGCAGCAAGGUGAAAUCAUAUGCUGCGGCAGUAGCUAUCAGUGAUAAAACCCCGACUCCGGCAACUAUGUCGAGGCAGACUCCGAAAAAUUCUUCGAAUAUGUCGGGUGCCAGCAACCCCGAUGACAUGAAAGAUGUUCACUCCGACCCAAGAGACCUUAUUGAAUUCGUCAAAAAUUUUGCUGGGGGGCAUUACGUACUAUUUGUGUGUUUCAGAGAAAAAAUGAAAUAUCUAGAUUGCCUUGGACUUGUACCCUGGCUCGCGGUGUUCGACUUUGACGAAGAAAGUCGUAGUACCGGAUUACUCACUGUCUUGGAGGAACGUGUCAAGAAGAGGCGGGCACUGUACACAUGUACGUGGAAGGACUCGGCGAAAUUCUCCGAUUACUGUACAGAAUGGUGCAUGAUCAGAGGAUCCGUUCAAGAAGCGGGCAGUAAAACGCCACGGGACAGUAGAGAAUGGUUCCGGACAGUAAAGGCCAAUUUAGACCAGCAUUUCAAGGCAAUGGCCGUAUUUACAGAAACAUAUACAACUGUAAAAUGCAUAAUUGUCCUCCCCGAAGACGAAGAAACAUUGCAAUGCAUGCAUAAAGCGAUGUUGAAGCUGGAGGAACAUAUUGAACCUGCCCCAACAGUCAUUGUAUGUGAUCCGCAAAUGAUCACUCGUGUCUCAACGCCAUGGAUCUACAAAGCCAUGCACGUCGAUUUCAAACUGCGGUGUAAUUUUCAGGAGUUUUGUAAAGCCCUAUCACAUACUUCUCUUGUCGACGAUCUGAAACAGAUGAAGACAAUCUAUCGACUUCCAACAUCUGACGACACAAACAAUCCAGGUUUCGAUGAAUCGUUUGUCUCAAGUCUUCGGGAGAAUUUGGAAGUACUUUAUCUUGAUUAUCCGCGUUCUCGGCCAGUCGAUUUGGACGAGUUGAAGGAGGAAGGAGACAAAUUCCUCAAAGGAGGAACUCUUCGUUGGUUUGCAUAUUAUGAGUGCAAUGCUGGCCAUUUCGAUGCAGAACGAGACAUCAUGGAGUCUAUAGUUAAAAGGGUAAAGGAAAAAUUUCUUGAACCCUUUAGAUCUGGAGUCAUAAAACUGUACCAUGCCCCUGGCUCUGGAGGAACAACACUUAUGCAACGAGUCCUCUGGGAGUUGCGGAAAUUAUCUCCGUGUGCUCAGGUAAAAAUUCAUCCUACAAUAUCAGUUCAAGAUCUGGCACACGACUUAGAAUCACUCUUCGAAAAGACCCAUCUUCCGCUUGUGUUGUUGAUAGACGGGGGAGAAGACAAACUUUCCAAGCAGCUGUCUAAGUUGCUGGGACACGUUAGCAUCGUCAUCUUGCAAGUAAAGCGAUACCCUCAUCACAUUAGUAUGACUGAACAUCCAAAUAACAAGUUCUUUUUGAAAGGACAAGUAUCUGAAAAAGAAGCAUCAGGGAUUAGCAUGAAGUUUAUGGAAAAAUGUGACAACGAUGCAAAGAAAGAUUCUUUACAGCAGCUUGUCGAAGAUGUCCAUCAAGGUAAUCAUCAUUCGGUGUAUGAAUUCGGACUGACAACAUUUCUUGAAGAGUACCAUGGCAUUGCUUCUUACGUAAGAGGUUAUCUUCAGCUGGAGUCCAACCCAACUAAAAACCUUGAACCAUGGCAGGAAAUACUUGGAUUUCUCUCAAUGGCCUAUUACUAUGGGCAGACAUCGAUGCCAUGCCAAUACUUUGCCGCUAUGCUGGGGAAGCAGCCAAACUACGAUGUUGAUCUAUCAGACUUCCCACAUUUUGUGCAAGAGUUGGUUGUCCCUUGCGAAGGGAGAAAGAACAAUAUAAGAAUAUGUCAUUAUAUCAUAGCAAAAGGAAUUCUUGAUCAGAUUCUGACAUGGCCACAAACGUAUGAUGAACCUACCACAGAAAUUGGGCUCAGUAUACAUGCGAAGUCAAAGUUGGUUAAUUUUGCCAAUAGAUUCAUAGAAGAGAGUAAGAAGAAAACUGGAAGGACCAGUACCAGGACAAAUACUGUCAUUGAAACGUUGUCUAGGACAUUUCUCCAUCGCGAUUACAAAGAUGUGGGUGAAGGAGAAAUAUCUAUGAGGAAGAGGACCUUCUCCACCUUGUUAGAGGACAUACCAUGCAAACCACCGUACACUGAGCGAAUCAAAGUUAUUCAAAAGCUGGUGAAUGCUUUCCCAGAAAAUCCAAACUUUCGUGCACAUCUCGGUCGCAUAUACACGAUUUGUCAGCCUGAUGAAGAGGAAAUUGCAAGACAGUGCUUCGAAAAAGCACUGGAACUAUGUCAGAAAGAAACAAAAGGGAAACAGAUUGACGACAUCAAUGAAGGUAUGAAAAUCACACUGAUGCAUAUAUACCAUAUGUAUGGUAUGCACUACCUUAGAUGCGUAGACAGGUUUACUGGUCGAUUUGGUGAGAAACCCGUGAAGAAAACCUCGAAAGAUCAGUAUCCAAGUCGGAUCGAAUACAUCAUAACGAUGGCUACCUGUGCAUGCGGACAUUUCACGAAACGACGAGAGAUCACGCCCACUGGGAGUGAAGAAGGAUAUGGAUAUAUUGGCGAAAUAACAGUUCGUUUGCUGGUAUGCAAUUUUAUUGCUAAGAACUUUCCAAAAGGCACAUCAAACUUCGGAGAAUAUUUGCAGAUGGCCGAAGGAACAUCUCCAGGUCAGUUUGUGAUCGAAAGUAUCACAGAAAUAGCGGAACUUUUCAUGGAAUGCUACAGCGCUGUAGAUGGUAGCGAGCUUGAUCAAGAAUACUUCAGAAAUAUAAACAUGUACAACACCCUAUUCAACAAUCAUAUACCAACGCUGGGAUACAUUUCAAAACCAGAGGACAUAUCAGCCAGAUGCUUCAGGGCAGCAGCAAUCAAACUGAAGUAUGGGAAAGACGACAACCUUGGGGUGCUUCAAAAGAUAACCAGCAAAGUCGAUAUAGAAGAACUUGUCAAAAUUUAUGAAGACUGCUUCGAAGAAAUCUUGAGUGCAGGAAUCAUCGACAAACGGCGUGUAUUAGAAAUGUGUUACAAGGAAUGGAUUCACGCGAUACGACAUGGCCUCUUCCCCCAGAACUACAAACAAGAUGACGUACUUUUGAAGAUACGACAAUGGAACAGAUUCUUGCAAAGUCCUAUGUCGAAGUUUUAUCUCUUCUGUACAUUGAGUAUUAUUGGGAUCGGUACCGAUGGUACCAGAGGAAACGUAGAUCACCUGCAAGAGGCUAUAGAAAUAAGGGAAGAACUACAGAAAAUGUACUUUCCCAAGCCUCGACUGCCAAGAGAAUGGCUGGGAAAGGGUGAUGGAAUCAAAGCCUUGGUACCAGUAAGCGGAUUCCUUGGACAGAUCGAGGAACGUAAUGUCAAGGGUGAAUCAAACAUGUCGCGGCUUGCUUUUCUUAAAGGUACCAUUUGUAGACCAAAUAGACUGAGACAAACUGGGUUCAUUGACCUUGACCUUGGAGAAAACCUUUGCAAAUUGAAGGUGUUUUUCGUUCCUAUUCGGACUGAAGGAAAGCUGUUUGGGCAGUCAUACGCUGGGGAACGGGUGGAGUUUACUCUCACAUUCACAACGACCAACGGAUAUGAAGCUUACAACGUCUCUCUUUUGAAGAAGAUUCUGUGUACAGAUUGUGACAGUUACUUGGAAAUCAAAAGCGACGAGGUCUUCACGACCUACAGUAUAUGUCAUUUUAAUACUUUGUAA
Molecule: messenger RNA, 4791 nt
Organism: Pecten maximus
Lineage: Eukaryota; Metazoa; Mollusca; Bivalvia; Pectinida; Pectinidae
Exons: 6
Coding region: 145-4791 (1548 amino acids)
Cellular component (GO): cytoplasm
Source: RefSeq, a predicted model, not a curated record